UCAUGUCUGUGGCUGUUGCAUGAUUGCACCAUCUGACAUAACCUAAACUUAUAUAGAACCUAAGCUAACCCAGCUUUUCGGCGCACUUCUGGUGAAAGAGGCAAGGACUGAAGGUACGAGUCCGCGCACGCCUUGUCCAUCCGAUUGCAACAUCCCAUCGGAUAUCACCAAUACAAUCCAACGCCGGCAUUUCAGAAGAGUGUGCACGUGUUAACUGUCAUUAGUGGUUUCAUAACUUUUCGUUUACUUUUGUUUGUUAUAAUUCCGUGUGUAAACAUAUCUGUGUGAGUAAACUUUACAAUGGCUACUAGAGUUCAGUUCGAAAAUAAUAACGAAGUUGGAGUAUUCAGCUUGUUGACAAAUUCUUACUGUAUGGUCGCUAUUGGUGGCUCAGAAAACUUCUACAGUGUUUUUGAGGCUGAGUUGGGAGAAACUAUACCAGUAAUACACGCAUCAGUUGCUGAAUGUCGCAUUAUUGGCAGAUUAUGUGUUGGUAACCGUCACGGACUACUAGUCCCAAACACAACUACAGACACGGAGCUCCAACACAUCCGCAACUCGCUGCCUGACACUGUGCGGAUACAGAGGGUUGAGGAGAGGUUGUCUGCGCUCGGCAAUGUAAUCUCUUGCAACGAUUAUGUAGCUCUCGUUCAUCCUGACCUGGAUAAGGAGACAGAAGAAAUACUGGCAGAUGUAUUGAAAGUUGAAGUAUUUCGUCAAACAGUAGCCAGCAAUGUACUCGUGGGCUCGUACUGCGUAUUGUCUAACCAAGGAGGGCUGGUACACCCCCAGACUUCUGCACAGGACCAAGACGAGCUUUCCUCCCUCCUACAAGUUCCUCUGGUGGCCGGCACAGUGAACCGAGGGUCAGAUGUGGUCGCUUCGGGGAUGGUGGUCAACGAUUGGUGUGCAUUCUGUGGUAUGGACACCACCUCCACCGAGAUCUCAGUCAUCGAAAGUGUCUUUAAACUUAACGAGGCUCAGCCCUCUGCCAUUACCACCACGAUGAGGUCUUCACUCAUCGACAGCAUUGCGUGAGAAGCCAUUUCCACUCGUGUACAAGAUAUUCCUUCUCCUAAGUGCAGAUUAUAUGGGAGCGGCUUUAUAAUUGAAUAAAGUGUAAGUAGAAAUAGAUCACUAUGUUGUUGAUGUUAACAUUAAAUGAACAUUUUACUUUCUUUAUUAAAAA
Messenger RNA from Homalodisca vitripennis (glassy-winged sharpshooter), 1189 nucleotides. Its product is annotated as eukaryotic translation initiation factor 6-like. NCBI's taxonomy places the organism in Eukaryota, Metazoa, Arthropoda, Insecta, Hemiptera, Cicadellidae. Gene Ontology annotation, molecular function: ribosomal large subunit binding. Gene Ontology annotation, biological process: cytosolic ribosome assembly; assembly of large subunit precursor of preribosome; maturation of LSU-rRNA. Gene Ontology annotation, cellular component: preribosome, large subunit precursor; cytosol; nucleolus. The record is from RefSeq and is a predicted model, not a curated record.